Xenopus laevis (African clawed frog) is the source of this 5071-nucleotide messenger RNA. It is a transcript of the gene hps5.L, whose product is annotated as Hermansky-Pudlak syndrome 5 L homeolog. NCBI's taxonomy places the organism in Eukaryota, Metazoa, Chordata, Amphibia, Anura, Pipidae. The record is from RefSeq and is a predicted model, not a curated record. Gene Ontology annotation, cellular component: BLOC-2 complex; cytoplasm; cytosol. Gene Ontology annotation, biological process: developmental pigmentation. The coding region runs from base 875 to 4195 and encodes 1106 amino acids. The transcript is spliced from 24 exons.
UUCAGUUAUGGAUACUAGAGGUUAUUUGUGUCUGUGGCUUUUUGGGACUUUUUCCCUGCCCUUCUGGGUUUAAGAAUUCCCCUAACCAGCAGCAUGUGACUGCAUAAAAGCACCGACACUUCACAAUGCUCAGCCCAGCAGCCAAUCUCAAGUCCCCUUUCAUUGCCUCUAACACUAACAGCCAGUCAGACAGCUCCUCUUAUCUCUGCCCUGCACACCAAUUAGCUGGACUUUUAAAUCCCUGCAGUGCCUGUGAGUAACUCAGUUCCAGGAAGAGACUGCUGAGUCUUGUUUAAGACAGCGAGCAGAGGGAAACUAUAGUACCUAGUUGGUAGUGAUAUAUACGAUAAAUAAAUGGUGAGUAGAUAGUAGUGGAUUGUAUAGCAAGUAGUGAAGAGAAGAGAGUGUGUCACACAGUACAAAGGAGAAUCUAUUGCUAGGUCUGUAUAGUGUGUACUAGGGUGAAGUGCCUGCUGGGAUCUACUGCUUCUGUCCUGUGACUAUCUGGACUAGGGAAAAGCGAUUGACAGCUCCUGUUGGUAUCACAACGUGAGCAAAGAAGAAAUAAAAGUGCUGAGUCCUGUUGGUGCUCCAUAUACAAUACUGGGGAGACAGCUGAGGAUUGGUGACUUAGUACUGGGAAGAAGAGACAGAACCCUGCUGGUGCCACAAAAAAGCCUCUCCUGAUCACUGUCGAACAGUCUGAAGACUUCCUUGCCAGCCACACUCAUAGACAAGGAGGGAAUUAAAGGAUUUUGGUCAUUGAAGCUUAAUUACUUCCAACCAUUUGCUUGCCUGGCAUUGGUGUGAAACCAUCGUAACCAGCAGGUCAUAAAAUGCACAAUUACCUUUAAACGGUCCAAACUGCAGCCCUAUGGCCUCCGCCGCAUUGGUACCAGAAUCCCACAGCCACGUGCUGGCUGAAUUUGACUCCCUUGAUCCUUUGCUUUCGGCUCUUCGUUUGGAUUCUAAUCGUUUGAAGUGUACUUGCCUGUCCGUGUCUCGAAAAUGGCUGGCGCUAGGAAGUUCUGGUGGAGGCCUAAACCUCAUACAAAGGGAUGGGUGGAAGCAACGUCUCUUUCUUACUCACAAGGAAGGUGCCAUUUCUCGUGUUUCUUGCUGCAGUCAUGAUGAAGACUAUGUAGCUGUGGCAACCAGCCAGGGUAUGGUGGUGGUCUGGGAACUGAAUCAAGAGCGUCGCGGGAAACCAGAGAGGAUCUAUGUAUCAUCAGAGCACAGGGGAAGGAAGGUGACUGCCCUCUGCUGGGACACAGCUGUGCUACGUGUCUUUGUAGGGGAUCAUCUAGGCAAAGUGACAGCGAUCAAACUAAACUCAUCUAAACAAGGAAAGGCAGCCCCUGCUUUCGUCAUGUUUCCUGUUCAGAUCAUCACCACUGUCGACUCCCGCGUGGUACAACUGGACUAUCUGGACGGCAAAUUGCUCAUAUCCUCCCGAACACGUUCCUAUUUAUGUGAUACUGAGAGGGAAAAAUUUUGGAAAAUUGGCAACAAGGAGAGGGAUGGUGAUUAUGGAGCCUGCUUUUUUCCCGCUGGAAGGAACUUGGUUGGCCAGCAGCCAUUAAUUUACUGCGCUCGACCUGGGUCCCGGAUGUGGGAAGUGAACUUUGAAGGAGAGGUGCAAAGUACUCAUCAGUUCAAGCAACUCCUGUCCUCUCCACCUCUUCCCGUUAUUCGUUUACGAUUAGACCUUCAGUAUGAUUCCACCCCUGGACCCCCACAGUCUUUAGCAUUCACUAAACUCUUGUACUUAAGUGAACACAGCGUGCUGACGUGGACAGACCGGACAAUUUACAUCUUUAUUCCCCAGAAUGUGCAGGUUCUACUGUGGAGUGAAGUAAGAGACAUCCAAGACCUAUCCAUUUAUAAGAAUGAGCUGUUCUGUCUGCACCAUGAUGGCAAGGUCUCGCACUUCUCCUUGCUUCCAGUGGAGCGAUGUGUUGAACGUCUUAUCAAAAGAAGCUGCUGGGAUCUGGCUGCCAGGGUUUGCCACUUGUUCCAGAACAUCAUUGUUUUAAGUAAAGGAAGGAAAGUCUUGCCCAUGGACAAACUAGAACACUUGAAGGCCCAGCUGGACAUUGUAACACAGCAAGAAUCCAUUGCUCAGCUUGAAGAUUUGAUGUCCAAGCUUGAACCUCUGGAUUCAGCCUGCAGCAGCAGACGGAGCAGUAUCUCCUCACAUGAAAGUUUCAAUGUGUUGGACUGUGGAAUCUAUCGGGUUAUCAGCCGCAGAGGUAGCCAAUCCGAUGAAGACUGUGAGUCCUUACACAGCCAAACAUUGUCUGAGGACGACCGAUUACGAGAACAAGAGGAAGAGCAAGGAGAUCUUGACAAUGUAUCUCAUGCGUCCAUGACGGCUGACAGUGAUCGAAAUGAGACUUUGCUUCCAUUUAACAUCCAAUUGCCAUUUCGUUCCACCUCUCCACGUGUGUCCCUGCAGGCAAUGAAAGACAGUGUCACUAGCUUUGUGAGAAAAACCACUGAGAAAAUUGGAACCCUUCACAUGAAUCCUGAUAUCAGAAUGCGGCAAGAGGUGAAGGAAGAUGACCGACUCCUUGAUGUGCCUGUCAAUGACAUGUCCCAACCAGAGGAGGAAAAGAACGAGGUAGACUCCCAUCCGCCGUCCUGUGAGGAAGUCAGCCUGGGAGAGUUAAAACUGUCAACAGCCGCAGCUAUAUCAAAAAUCCAAGAUCCUGAGGUUUUGUUUGACCCAGAGGCCAUGGUAAUAAUCUUAAACACGUGGCUCCCGUACCUGGAAAAAGCUUUUAGUCCCCAGGCUGACCCCUCUGACCAAGAUUCAGAUGGUGAAGUGCCAACUACAAGCUCAUCCUGUAAUAAUGAGGACGGAGAAGAAGGAGAUUUCAGGCCAGAAUUGGGGAUGACAAAGGACGAGGGAAGAGCGCAGACUGACUUGACUAAAACGGAGCACCCUGUUAUAUUUCACGUGACUGCUCCAUUUCCCAUAGAGGAGUCUCUUCGUCGGGACCUGUCCAGCCUUGCCAUGCUCUGUCUGGAAUUCAAAGUUUUCACAGAUGGAAAGGAUCCAUUGCCCUCAGAUCUCGGUUCUUCUGCCUGCCACUUUAUACAGAGUUACUUUUUCCUUUUAGACCUUAAGAGACUAAAACGUUGUAUAGCUCUCCAGUACACUGACUGCCCAACAGUCUGGGAUACCUACGUGCAAGGGCUGCAAGAUCUGACGAGUUCUACUCCAGUGGCUGGAGCAAUAGCCAGUGAGGCUCUGGUGAGCGUGAUCAAGUUAUUAAGUGAUGAAGAGCCGUGGGAUAGUCCUCUGCUGCUCGCUCAUGCCUGCAGGAUGUAUGAGAAGUUUGGGGAAACCGCAGUCCGGUCUUUGAUAAGGUUCUACCCUUCCAUUCUGCCCCUGGAUGUCAUGCAGCUCUGCCGUGGAAAUCAAAGGCACUUCCUUGCUUAUCUGGACAGCCUUAUUAAAUCAAAACCAGUGGAUCAAAGGUCAUCUCUGCUACAGUCGCUUGUUCAGCCAGAAUCUCUCAAAAUGGAUUGGCUUUUGCUGGCUGUUUCCCAUGAUGCUCCACAAACCAGCAACACUUUGGAUCCGGAAGGAAAUCCCAAGCCAAAUUCUCAUCUGUUUACCUGGGGUUAUGGACCUUUAAUUGAUCUGUUAAUAAAACUUCCGGCAGAUUACGAAACAAAACAGAAGAUGUCCACAGUCUGUAGGACCUUUGGAUACUGGCGGGGAUAUGUGUCUUUGUGUUUGGAGCUGGACAGAAGGACAGAAGCCCUGACAAACAUUGUGUUCCUUGAUGAUCUGAGUCUUAUCGAUGAAGUCAGUGGUGUCAUACCAGAGACCAUGGAUGAAUGGAAAUUAAUUCUUCAGCUAGCAAAAAGCCACGAUUCUUAUCCUCAUUCUCACGAUCACCACCAGCAUCAAAAUGGCACAGAGAAUGGGAGUUCAGUAAGUAACGGGCACACGGACUGGCCUAACUGCAUCACAGUGGAGAAUGUGGCCCUCCUUCUGAUGAAGGUGAUAGGGACCGAGCGUGCCUGGCCAUAUCUGCAGGAAUGGGGUGCGACUGAGAGCUUCUCUGACAGAUACACCAAGGUUUGCGAUAUCAUGAAAGUGGCUGAGAAAAGACAGAGAGCACUGAUCCAGUCUAUGUUGGAGAGAUGUGAGACGUUCCUGUGGUCACAGCAAGCAUAAUGGCACCUGCUCCUUCAGGACAACGGAUAAAGCCUGAUUGGAAGCAACCAAUAAACCAGAGGAGUUCUGCUGUUGGUACCACUGUGUCAAGCUAUUCCGCAACUAAAAACAGCUGGGAUUGUGAACCAUAUUCCUAUCUGUGAAUUCCUCAGCUGAAGAAAACCCAAACAUUAACUUCCCAAGGCAGGAUCUUUGCAAUCACAGUGCCCCACUCGUUGGCUCCGCAGUCUAAUAGUAACAUAUACCCAGUUGCCAUUGCUGCUGCCUGAACAAUAUGCAGUGACAGACGUGAGAAGAUUAUCAGUGUUCUGGAGCUGUAUAUCAAUAAGUAUAAUAUGCACAUUGUGCUUCUUAUGAUUAUAACUAGAGCAUGAGUGUAUUGUAAAUACUGUGCCUUACAUUUCUACAGGCCACAUAGAAUAUACUAUGGCCCUGCUAACUUUAUCCUAUGUGAGAACUAUUCUGCCCACCUCUGUUCCCAAAGGAGCGCAUUAUGAACCCACUCUCCUGGGCACAAGUGCAUUAAUGAGUGACCCUGUAAAGCAUUGCAUUAUGGGCAUUGGAGCACAGUGAUGUCCGAACAAAUAUGAUUUGCGGCAUCCAGAACAAGGUAUUAUGGAAAAUAAACGUUUCCCUUUAAAGGGGUGCUUCUCCUUUACAAUAACUUUUAGUAUGGUGUAGAACAUCCUGUUCGUAGCAACUCAGAAAUUGGUCUUCAUUAUUUAUUUUUUAUAGUUUUCAAAUGGUUUGUCUUCCACUUUUAAAUGGGGAGGGGGUCACCGACCCCAGCAGUGUAAAAAAAAAACAACUGCUCCGUGAGCUUACAAUUUUAUUAUUUUUAUUACUUACCUUUUCUAUUUUGUCCCAUCCCUCUUC